Messenger RNA from Psilocybe cubensis, 2667 nucleotides. RefSeq lists its product as uncharacterized. The record is from RefSeq and is a predicted model, not a curated record. The transcript is spliced from 7 exons. NCBI's taxonomy places the organism in Eukaryota, Fungi, Basidiomycota, Agaricomycetes, Agaricales, Agrocybaceae. Gene Ontology annotation, biological process: Golgi to plasma membrane transport; exocytosis; intracellular protein localization. Bases 1 to 2667 code for a protein of 888 amino acids. Gene Ontology annotation, cellular component: exocyst.
AUGGAAUCCCUGCGUUCCCGGCCCUCACAGGCCCCCAGAAAGGCCCAGCGAACACAGACAAAGCUUGCAAAGCCUGGCGCAGGUCCUACCCCUCGCGAUGGCAGGAACAAGAACCGCAUCGACGACAAGAUCAAGAAGCGCAUGUCAACUCGAUAUGCAGACAUUUCCAGUCCAACCCAACUCUCUGGCAUUCCGGCAAUGCCGUCUUUUAUGGGUCUCAUCCCUGCUGGUCAGACAUCUGCCAUACCAGGGCGCGAAGGAGAGGAAGAUGUCAGAGACCGCACCGGUGCCAGAGAUGACGCCCAGGCCGCUACCGACGACAAGAAACUUCUUAGUGCUGACGAUUUUGAUCCAGCUGCAUAUCUCAAACUAAAACUAGAGAAUUCUACCGAAGCCGAACUGAAAUCAUUGCAGUCUUCUCUCCGCAAUGCGGUUGCCGAUACAUCGUCCGAACUUCAGCGGAGCGUAUUUAAAAAUUACGCCGAGUUCGUAUUGAUAUCCAAAGAGAUAUCCGUCCUGGAGAAUGAAAUGCUUGAACUUAAGGAUCUGCUGUCCGACUACAAAUCUAUGCCGUCCACUCUCCACAUCCCUGAUCCAACCUCCACCUCUUCGUAUACUCUAUCUACAUACAAGCGUUCAUCUGUCGCCGAUCUGCGAGUACUGUACUUCAAUCAAAUGCAGACACUACAUGCCUCUAUCGAAGGAGCCUCCAAGUUUGUUCCAACCACUCCAGGACGCCAUGUCGUCGGAGAAAUGGAGAAUGUAUUCAGCUUGAAUGCAGCCACAUACAAAGUUACUGGAAAGGUGAAGUUUGUUGUUCUGGAUGAUGCUGUUCUAGUGGCGAAAAGGCGAAGAAGAAACGCUGGAGGAGAUGGUGGUGGCUCCACUGUGAAUGAGGGCAAGCUAGUAGCUGAGAGGUGCUGGCCUUUGAGCGAGAUGCUGGUACUUGAUACCAAAGAUUCGCCUAACAUGACCAAUGUCUUUAAAAUCCGUCAUGGGAAGGAAACUCAUGUUUACAGGACGGAGACACCCAGUGAUAAAAAGAGUCUACUUGCUCAAUUCCGACAAGUGGCAGAGGAGCUUUCGCAGAAGCGCAGGAAGGAGCGUGAAGGCGAGCACGAACGGCGGAAAAGUUUGUGGCAGGUUACAGGAGGUGGAGGUGGGGGGCGAAGCUCGCCUGUUCCUCCUGUACCAGACUGGAUGGCUGAGCUGGCAAAAAAAGGAGGCGAUAUUCCUGGAAUUGGUACAGAUGCUAAAGAGAAAGCAGAAAGAGACGCACGAUGGGUUGGAGAGUGGUCUGAUGGCUUGACUGUGGCUAUUGCACUCAAGGAAUGGAGUAAAGCCGUAGAUCUAGUCGAGCAAGGACAAGCUAAAGCCGCCGUAAUUCCUCUCCUUGCCUCAAAAUUACCUUCGUUAACGAGCCAGCUAAUAACUUCUCUACUCGCAUCUUUGAGCCUGCACUCAAACCGUAAAACCUCUGUAGUUAACCUCAUCACCUUGCUUAAUCGUCUGAAGGCUGGUGCUGCGGCUCGCAACACUUUUCUGGAAAUGCGGUCUCAAGUUAUUCACAGUCUGAUGCGAAAAAUCCGUUUUGAGGGUGAUAUUGAAACUUAUAUAGGCGAGUUAGCCAUUGUCUACUUUACAGGGAUCAAACACACAGCAGAUUGGUAUUUGGCUAGCUUCAAGGAAAAUGAAGUUGCCAGCACAUUUAUAACUUGGACUAAACACCAGCUCGAAAGCUACUGCAAUAUUUUUCGUAAACAAGUGUAUUCCAAGGACGUUGAACCUAAAGUUGUGCAAGACGCCAUCCAGCUUACUCAUGCCCAAAGCAAAAAACUUCUGCAAGAAUACGGUCUCGAUUUUCGUUACCUUUUGGAUGACCUACUUCUGGAAACACCGAAAGAACCUCUAAAGCCUGCCGCCGCAUUUUCCUUCAGCGAACAUCGACUAUCAAAAGAAAUGUCAACAGCUAGCCUUGCGAAGCAAGUUGAACAACCGGCUGCAACAGUUUUGCCACCCGCUCCGCCUAUACCCACGCUAUCUGCAGCGCCGCCACCAAUCAACCGUCGUCGUACACCUACUCCUCUUGUUGAAAAAGCCGCACCUCCGCCAGUAGGUAACUCCGAUGGUCUAUACCCGCCAUUACCACAAUCAGCAGCUCUCAAAUCUCCGAAUAAACUUAUGACUCCCAAUAGCGCCAGCUCUGCAUAUUCUAAUAUCGGCAGCCGAUUGGAAGGUACUAAUAACGGCACUACCGCCCCUCUCUUUUCUUCCCGCCAAAACGCUCCAAAUCAUCCUCCUUCAGCAAUGGCGCGUGCGCGUACACCUGUUUCGGCGGUGCAACAACAACAGGCUUCUACACCUGUUUCAGCACCAACUGCAAAUAUACCAAACGUUUCUCUUGCUUCGCCUCUUCCUCGUCCGCCGAUGAGCGCAACCCCUUACCGGACACGAGAGCGGUCAGAUAGCAUCAAAGACAGAGAUAACAUCAAAGACAGAGAUAACUAUGGGGCUGAUAUGUAUCGCGAGAGACCACCACGGUCUGCACGGGCGAGCCCUGCGCCACGCAGUCCCGUACCUCCUCCUCCACGCUCUGCCGCGCGACCUGGGAGUGCUAUGGGACAGAGAACGCCUAUUGCAAUUCCCCAGCAUGAAGGCAUGAUUUGA